Molecule: messenger RNA, 543 nt
Organism: Thamnophis sirtalis
Lineage: Eukaryota; Metazoa; Chordata; Lepidosauria; Squamata; Natricidae
Source: RefSeq, a predicted model, not a curated record
GGUCAACCAGGGCCAAUCGGGAACCAAGGAUCAAUGGGCAUUGAAGGCUUUCCUGGACCAGAGGGAGUGAGAGGACUGAAAGGAGAGAGGGGUGUAUCAGGACCACCAGGUGCAGCUGGAAUGAAGGGAGACAAGGGUCCAGUGGGUGUUCCUGGAUUCCCUGGAAUUUAUGGAGUUCCGGGACACCCCGGUCAGCCAGGAUCCAGAGGUCUUCCUGGUUUAGACGGCUGUAAUGGUACCAUUGGAAGUCCUGGCUCCUCUGGAUCAGACGGAUUCCCUGGUCCCCAAGGACCACCGGGUCAGCCUGGUCCUAAAGGCCCCAAAGGUGAACCUGUUUAUGCCCCAGGGAUUUUUAAAGGAGUGAAGGGAGAAAGAGGUCUUCCUGGACUGGAUGGCCCUAUUGGACCUAAAGGUUUUCCAGGUCGAUCAGGCCCUGCUGGUCCCAUCGGGCUACCUGGAUUUCCGGGACCCCCAGGUUUCCCAGGGCUCCCAGGAUCUGUGGGCAGUAGCGGUCUAGUUAUCCAUGGAGAAACAGGAGAAAAA